AUGGCCUUGACCUUCGUCGGCGCCGCCUCCCCCGCUUCGGCGGGCCUCCAAGCCAACCCGCUCGCGCCGACCACCGCGCCGCCGGCGCUGAGGGCCACCGCGGCGCACAAAGGCGCGGCCAGCGGCGGCAGCCUGGGCGCCGCCGUCCCAGUGGGCGCGCUGGGCGCCAUGACCCCCGUGGGCUUCUUCGACCCGGCCGGGUUCAGCAAGGUGGGCGACGAGGAGGGUUUCCGCAACCUGCGCACCGCGGAGCUCAAGCACGGGCGCGUGGCCAUGAUGGCGGCUCUGGGGUUCGUGGCGCAGCAGUACAUCAAGUUCCCCGGCUUCGAGUCGGUGCCUGCCGGCGUGGGCGCGGUGACGACGGCGCCAGGCACGUACGGUUUCGUGGCGUUGUUUUUGUUUGCUGGCGCUAUGGAGCUCGCGGUGUGGACGCAAGACCCGAAGAAGGAGGUGGGCAACUUCGGCGACCCCUUGGGCCUGUCCAACAUCUUCGGCUACGACGAGGACAUGCGCCACAAAGAGCUCAACAACGGCCGCUUCGCGAUGUUCGCGGCCAUCGGCAUCCUGUCUGCGGAGCUGUUGACAGGCAAGGUGGGCAUGGACCAGUUCUGA
Prorocentrum cordatum is the source of this 612-nucleotide messenger RNA. The record is from the annotation of a GenBank genome assembly. Lineage: Eukaryota; Dinophyceae; Prorocentrales; Prorocentraceae.